UCACUACGCAUACAUUGCAGCAAAAUUUAGUGAACUUCUGCUGUGACUUGUAGUGAAUUGGAAAAUAAUUAUCGUCGAAAGAAAAGUGUAAAAUUUGUUCAGUAAUUUGUGUGUGGGUGCAAGACGGAACCAUAACGCGGAUAAGGAAAAAGCAUCGUAAAAAAUGGCGUUGAAAGUGCUGGUUGGGCAAAAGAUUAUGAAUGAGGUGGUGAAGUAUAAGCCUCCACCACCAAAGAAGGCUGGAGCUGUAGCUGCUGCAAAAGCCCCAGGUGGCAUGGAAUGGCGUGUGUUGGUGGUCGAUAAGUUGGGUAUGCGUAUGGUGUCUGCAUGCACCAAAAUGCAUGAAAUAAGCGCCGAGGGUAUCACCUUGGUGGAGGAUAUCAACAAAAAGCGUGAACCGCUUCCAACUAUGGAUGCCAUCUACUUGAUUACGCCGUCGGAUGAGUCGGUGCGCGCAUUAAUACGCGAUUUCGAAAAUCCGGCUAGGCCAAUGUAUCGUUAUGCGCACGUCUUCUUCACUGAGGCAAUACCUGAAGACAUAUUCCAUAUGUUGCAAAUACGCAGCGACAUAACGCGCAAAUAUAUACGCACAUGCAAAGAAAUAAAUAUUGCAUUUUUAGCCUAUGAAGACAAGGUCUACUCGCUCGAUUCGCCAGACACCUUUCAGUGUCUGUAUUCGCCAGCGUUUGCUUCGAUACGCGCCAAGCACAUCGAUCGCAUCGCCGAGCAAAUCGCGACUUUGUGUGCCACACUCGGCGAGUAUCCGAUGGUGCGAUAUCGCACUGACUGGGAUCGCAACAUAGAUUUGGCUGCUGCGGUGCAGCAGAAGUUGGACGCCUAUAAGGCGGAUGAGCCCACAAUGGGUGAGGGUCCGGAGAAGUCACGUUCGCAAUUGCUCAUAUUGGAUCGUGGUUUCGAUUGUGUCUCGCCAUUAUUGCACGAAUUAACGCUGCAAGCCAUGGCCUACGAUCUGUUGCCGAUCGUCAACGAUGUCUACCGUUAUACACCCGGCCCGAAUCAACCCGAAAAGGAAGUGUUGCUCGAUGAGAACGACGAUUUGUGGGUGGAAUUGCGGCAUGAGCAUAUCGCUGUGGUGUCCACGCAGGUGACACAGAACCUGAAGAAGUUCACCGAAUCGAAGCGCAUGACAUCGACCGAUAAAGCUUCCAUGCGCGAUUUGUCGCAAAUGAUCAAGAAAAUGCCUCAGUAUCAGAAGGAGUUGUCCAAGUAUUCAACACACUUGCACUUGGCUGAGGAUUGCAUGAAGACUUAUCAGAGCUACGCCGAUAAGUUGUGUCGCGUAGAACAGGAUCUAGCUAUGGGCACCGAUGCCGAGGGUGAAAAGAUCAAAGAUCAUAUGCGCAAUAUUGUGCCCAUUCUUCUCAAUGCGGAUGUCUCCAACUUCGAUAAAGUACGCAUAAUCGCGCUCUAUGUUAUGAUCAAGAACGGCAUAUCUGAGGAAAAUCUAACCAAACUCUUCACGCACGCCUCACUCUCGCCGAAAGAUCAAGAUAUGGUGCGCAAUUUGAGCUUCUUGGGCGUGAAUGUGAUUGCCGAUUCACGCAAGAAAGUCUACAACGUGCCACGCAAAGAGCGUAUCACCGAACACACUUAUCAAAUGUCCCGUUGGACACCAGUCGUGAAGGAUAUUAUGGAGGAUUGCAUUGAGGAUAAGUUGGAUCAGCGUCAUUUCGCUUUUCUGGCUGGACGUGCACAGAAUACCAAUUAUCAUGCGCCAACUAGCGCACGCUAUGGCCACUGGCAUAAAGACAAGGCACAGGCGCAGGUGAAGAAUGUACCGCGCCUCAUUGUAUUCAUUGUGGGCGGCGUUAGUAUGUCCGAGAUGCGUUGCGCUUAUGAAGUCACCAAUGCCGUUAAGAAUUGGGAAGUGCUUGUCGGUUCGUCGCAUAUACUAACGCCGGAAGGUUUCCUUAGCGACUUGGGCAGUCUCUCCAAAGAGGAUUAAGCAGCUACAGCGCAGGCUCGAUAUACAAUUAACUAAAAAUUUAUUAAUUUAAAGGUAAAGUUUAAUACUUAAUUUAAAAGCAAAAACAACUAACACAUUUAUGUAGUUUAAAUAUGUAUCCUACUAAUAAUUGAAAUCAGGUAUUGAAAGGAAGCGUACUUCAAUGUACAAGGUUAUGUUUGUAGUUAUUAGUUUAACAAAUUUAACAAGCGUUGUUGGUAUUUUUGUGUAGUAUUUGCUUUGUGAAAUGUAAAAGAAAUUUAUUUAAAGGUAAUACAAUAUUAUUGAAAAUAUGUUAUUAUUACAACUUAUUGUAUUUCUAAUGUGUAAUUGUUAGCAAUAUUUCGUUUUGUUUUUAGGUUAACUGUACACGAAAGUGUUUACAAAUGUAUUAAUAACUGUAUUGAUGACACUAUAACAAUUUGUAAACACCAUUACAUGUUGUAUACACGUUACAACUUUUGGUUAAAAAAAGAGUUAGACACACACAUAUACAUUCUUGUGUGUGCUAUGUUGUAUAUCAUAUACAUAAAUAUAUAAUGAAGUGCUAAAAACAACAACAUGCGCAAGCAAGUCAAUAAAUUGCAAAAUAUUCACGUUGUUUAUUACAUUGUAUUUAUGUCGCAUAUUUAAAUGGAAAAAUAUAAAUAUUUUAUGCAACUAUAAUUCCUUAUACAUAUAUAUCUUUAAAAAAUACUUUAUUAACUACUAUUACUUGCAAUAUUUUGAACAAUUUAUGCGCUUUUCUUAGUAUAUACUAUAUUCAAGAGCAAAAAAAUAUUAAAUACAUAAUAAAUGCAAAAGAAAAAUUUGCGAAAAUAACUAAACACCGAUUUUUAAUUUGAAAUUUGAAUUAGUAAUAAAAUAACAAUAAAAAGAAGAAAGAAUUAAAUAAAGUACUAGAAAAAAAUUAAGUACAAGAUCUAUAUAUUAAUAAUGAAAAAUAUUAAAAAAUUUAGUAAAAAAUCGAAAUUAAUGAUAAAGAAAUAAAAACAAAAAUAAAGUAAAAAAUUGUAGCAUGCGCACAAUGUAGUUCAUUUGAGCAGAAGUUGUCGGCAAAAAUGUGCUGUUAAACGAAAUUAUAUAAACAAAAAAUUUCAAAUAUAUAAAAUUUAACAUUAAAGCACUUGCAAAGUAACUGUAUGCAUAUUUAGUAUAAAUAACAUUUGAUGUAGCAGCCAACAGUCACAAACAACAUUUGAAAACACUUAUUUAACAUAAACAAAUUAUAUAUUAAAUUAUAUAUGUAUUAAAAAACGGUUUGUUUUCAACCUUAUCCAUAAAACGCAAGACAAGACGACUACGAGCAAAAAUUAAUACAAAUUCGAUUUUGAAAAAAUAAACAAAAAACGUUUGCAUACAAUUUAUUAAACUACAAUAUUAGCAAAAAUAUAUAUGCAUUGUUAAACGGACCACACGUGGUCGUUAACGUAACCAUUUAUAUGCGUAGUAGUAACAGUAGGAAUUAUUAUGCUUACGAUGCUUCAAUGAAAUUUGCAAAAUGCCUGCAGUGAAAAGUUUUGCGCAGACCAACUACAGUUAAACUUAUGCUAUUUAACUAAAACACACUUUCAAUUAUUAACAAAUUUUACAGCAACAAAAAAUAUAUAAUAUUUCAAAUAUUUUUCAAUAGUUAAAAAAGGAAAUUUACGAGUGCUAAAUACUUGAAAGCGUUGAAAAUUUAAAGAACUACACUUAUUUUGAUGUAAAAAGUGCUAAAAGCGUUAGGCAUUUGUCAGCAAAGCGGCAAAAAACUUAUAAAAAAAAGGAGUUUACGUGUUAAACAAAAAAAAAAAUGAGGUUAUGAGCAAAAGAAAUACUGUAUGAGCUUUAAAAUAUAAAUUUUUACAUUGACAACGUGCUUCAUUCUCAAUUCAUUGAGCGCCGAUAAUGUGCUUAGUGCUGCAGAAGCCCUUGCUAAUACAGUUUUUUUGUGCCGUUGGUUAUAAAUUUAUAUUAUGCCUGUGUCUACACAAAAAUGCGAUUAUUUGUGUUAGUAAAAAUAAUUUUUCAAAAUUUCGUAUAAAAUGUUAGAAAUUCAAUUGAAAUUAACUUUCUAAUAAUUUUUUUAAAUUUUCAACUAAAUUUAUAAAGUGUUAACUUUUCAAAUUUUCAAAUAAAAUAACUAAUUUAAAUUUUCAUUUGAAGUUCAAAUAAAAUGCUUAAAAUUCAAUUUAGAAUAACUUUCUAUUUAUAAAUGUGGAAAAAAAUGUUCAAAAUGUAAAUACAUAUAUUAGUGGAAAGUUAAUCUUCAUUUCUAGCAUUUUAUUUGAAAAUUUUAUUGAGAUUAAAUUCUGAUUCUGAGAUUAAAUUCUCAAACAAAUUUUCAAAUAAAAUGCUUGAAAUUAAGAUUAACUUUCCACUAAUAUUUUUGCAUGUUCAAUUAAAAUUUUUAUAUUUUUAAUUAAAAUUUUUACUUUUCCAUAAAAUUUAUAAAUGUUGAAAAUUCUAAUUUUUUUUAAAUAAAUUUUUUAAUUUUUCAAAAAAAAAACAUGCAGCUUUGCUGGCAGACGUUUAGCAGCUAUUUCCAACUAUGACACAAAUUCACAAAAACUAACCUAAAAUUUUAUUAUACAGUUAUUAGGUUUGUUAUGUAACUCUAUUUGCGUCUAAAACACUAUAAAGCAACUAUGCAUAUACAUAUGUAUGAAACACUGUGUAUAUGCGCGGCAAGCAUACAAACUCUAAUGACUAUUCAUCGCACCACAUAUAUACCUGUGUGAUACUUCCAAACAAAACAAAAACAAAAAUGUAAACAUACUCGUACACCUCUACAUACUUACUUUAAAUAAUUUAUAAUAAAAGUAGAUGAGCAGCGCGUGUAAGCGGGGUAGUUAAAAAAAAAUAAUAAUAAAUAAAUAAAAAGGAAUGCGUUUACAAAGUUGGCAAAGCAAAAACAAAAAAAAAAAUCCAUACGAAUGUUCGAAAUGCAAUACAGUAUUUUACAAUUUACAUAAAUAUAAAGUAACGAGCGUACAGCAUAAAAUAACGAGCAGCAAUUUCAAUUCUUUAUAUAUACAUACUUAUAUACAUAUACAUAUAAAUAUAAAUAUAGUUAAAUUCAAUAAAUUUAGCUAAUAAGUAUGGAAAUUAUAAAAUAUACGCUAAAAAGUAUAAUAAUAAAUAAAUAACAAAAAUGUGGCAAACACCUACACCGAACACGCGCUACACCCGGUCCAAGCAACAACAACAGCUGAUAGCAGGCGCACGCACCCACGCGCGUUGCUGGCUAUUGGUGUAUUUGCGGCCACUCAAGCGACCAACCAACAACAACAACCGGCAAAUGAUGCUGCAAUUUGUCGCAUUGGCAAAAACAACAACGAUUGCAAUGCAUAAAUUGAGGAUCACAGGACAAAUUGCAGCGUCAGCAACUAAAUUGACAGCCUGCAGUGACGUGUGCGCACGUGCGCAGGUGCUUUGCUGCUGUUUUGCGCGACGAAGAGUGUCGAGCGCGGGUGUAGCUGUGUUUGCCACGCAUAUUUCAUGUAUUUCAGUAGUGAAGAAACUUAAAAUAUUAAUUGUUUAUUGCUUGUUAUAAAGAAAAUAUAUAAUAGACAAAAUAAGUUAUCGCUAUUAAGUGUACUAAAAUCAAAACUUAACGAAAGGUGUCGAAUUAUGUACGCAAGUAUGUAUUUAGGCUAUUUACAUAUGAAAAAAAUUUAAAUUCAAAUGACAAAAUUAUAUGAUAAAAAUAAAAUUACUAAAUUAUAUAUUUAAAAAAGUAAGUUUAAUAUACAUACUGGCGUAUUUAUAUACAUACAUUGGUAUAUGUGUGCGUAUACGUCAAAAUUAAUAAUUAAAAAUUAGUAAUUAAUUAAAAAAUCCAUUUACACAUAUGCAUAGAUGUAUGUAAGCACAGGCAACAUUAAGUACCAAAAACAACACAUAUAAAUUAAUAUUGCAAACAAUUAUUAACAGCAUACAUAUGUAAACCGUAUUAAUAAUUAUACAACACAUAUGUACAUUUAACUAAUAAUUGCAACAAAAAACAAUAUAGCUAAUAACGAACGCAUGACAAUUUGCAAUAACAGCGCUGAACCAGAGGCAGCACGCGCCGGCUAACGGAAAUAUGAGAGCAGCCCACGCAACAAUUGAAAUGCGCAUAACGGUAAACUGCAACUGCAGGUAAUUUGAUUGAUAAAACGGACAAGCUGCAGCGCGUGCGCGUAUAUCAAACGAAUUCGUAAUCAUUGUAACACCAAAAACAAACAAAAGUCAAAACAAUCGCUUAAAUAUUGAGGAAAACGCCUUGAGUAUAUGUAUACCAUACACAGAGUAUAUAUGUAUAUUUCAACAAACGAGCAAUAAUAUUAGAAAAACAUAUAUAUGCAAUUUUCAAUAUAAAAAAGCAAACAGUGACAACAACAACCACAAAAAACAACGUUCAACAAACUCGUAAAUAAUUCUGUCAAUUUUUUUCUAAUUACGGCAGCGCUGCUUACAGUGUGUGCCAAUUUUUAUAGCGUAAGCAAAUUUUAUAUAUUUAUGUAUGCACGCCCAACGCACGUGUGGGGUUUUAAGCAGUCAGCAUAGCAAUUAAAAUAGAAACCAAAAUAAAAAAUAAAAUUAUGUUUAAAAGAAAUUGUAAUUAAAAAAAUACGAAAAUGUAGUGAGCGGCUGAAAAUUGGACAGAAAAGGCAAAUUUUGCAAAAAUAAUGGUUAACAAGAGAAGAAAUGCGUAUAGAUGCAAAAAGUAAACAGAAUAUGUAAAAUGUAGCGUGAAAAAUUGUAAGUAAACAAGAUUUUGCAAAUUUCAUUGAAGUCAAAUUCGUAAAGGUGCAAAAUAAAUGCAUUAUAGCAUAAUAUUAGAUUUUGAAAAUUUAUAAUAAUUAAUAAAAAGUUUGGAUUAAUUCAAAUAAUUAAAAAAAUAUAAUAUUAACAAUUUUUUAAAUAUUUAAAAAAAUUCACGCAAUUAAAAAAAGUUAUAUAAUUAAAAAAAUUAUGAUAAUUAAAAAAAAUAUGAUAAUUAAAAAAUUUAAAAUUAAAUUGCAAAAUGUAUAACUAUUAAAAAAAUAUACAUAUAUAAUAAUGAAAAAUUGAAAUGUGCAAGACAACGCUAAUUUUAUCGAUAUUAGAAAAUAAUAUGAGCAUGUUAACUCCAAAUUUAUCGAUAUUAAAAAAUAAUAUAAGAAAGGUAACUCUAGAAUUGUUUACAUAUAAUAAAAAAAUUAUAUUUGCAACCACACCAGUAAUGCUUGACAUUUACAAAAAAUUGUGGCACGCGAAAGUCAGACGUAUUUAAAAAGUGGCAAAAAGAGAGUUACGCACAUUAUAACUCCAAAUAUAAUUGAAAUGUUUGCCUAAAUAUGUAUAGCACUAUAUGAAACAUUUCUUAAAUACCAACUAGCAAAAAUGUAUUACUUUAGUGACAAGUAAAAAUCUUUAAAGUGGGAAUAUUUCGGAACAGUAACAUAGUUGACGAACAAACACUAAUAUUUAUUAUAAAAUCUACAAUUUAUUAAAAAAAUAUAAUUUAUUAAAAAAAAUAUAAUUUAUUAAAAAAGAACGACAACUUAUUAAAGAAAUCUACAAUUUAUUAAGAAAAAUCUACAAUUUUUUGAAAAAAUCAUUAAUUUAUUUUAAAGAACUUCAACUUGUUUGAAAAAAUCUACAAUUUAUUGCAAAAAACUAUAUUUUAUUUGAAAAUAUAUUAAAUUUUACUUAAAAAAUCUACAAUUUAUUAAAAAAAAUAGCCUUGUUUAUAUUGUACACUUUGUGCAAAAUAUACUAGCACUCAUGUAUUUAUUACAAUUUAUAUAAUAUACGAAAAAGUUGUAAAAUGUAUUUAAAAAAAGUUAUGAAAAUUAUAAAAAGUUAUGAAAUAUAUAGUAUUCAAAUUAGUAAAAUAUAUAUACAAACAUAUAAAAUAUAAAUAUAUCUACUUAAAACAUAUAUACUUAAAAUUACCGUUAAAUUAGUGAUACAUGCGAUUUAAUUUAACUUAUACAUAAAUUUUAACUCAGUCAACUAAUAACUAGUGCAACUUCUAAUGAUAAAUGUUUUUGUGGUAUGUCAUGGAAUUUAAUUAAACAAAUUCAACAACUAAAUAAAUAUAAAAUGUUAUAAAACACAAUGGUUAGAUGAAGUAGCAUUAGUAUUUUUUGAAUUAUUUAAAUACACACACACAAAUGUUAUAAAGAAGUUUUACGAAAUAUGCAUACACAAAUACAUCUAACAAUACUCAUACACACUAAAGUAUAUACAAAAAAAGAUAUAUUCCAAAGAAAUGUUUAAAUUAUAAAUUAUAUGAAACACAUGCGUAAAUAUGUUAUUGAAACUUUAUGAAUUGAUUGCUAAUACAAAAUACAAACAGUAACUAUUUAGACACACUCUAUAUGUAUAUUAUAUAAUUAAAAAUAUUACUAAAUUUCCAAUAUUUAUAUACAUAUAAAUUAUUAUUGUAUUUAAGUUUGCAGCACGCUAGUUACUUCUGCUGAAUGAAGCAAGCUCUAAUAAGCUCCUAAUUGUUAUGCGACAUGAAUUCAAUUACUUUCAAAACAUAUUUAAUAAACAAAUAUUUAACAAACCGACAUAUAUUGUACAAUAUUAUACGAACAAACUUGAAAAAAACCCUGCAAAAGCAGAAAAUUAAAUAUAUAUUAUUAUUAUUAUUAU
Messenger RNA from Bactrocera dorsalis (oriental fruit fly), 8581 nucleotides. RefSeq names its product protein ROP (gene Rop). Bases 164 to 1966 code for a protein of 600 amino acids. Gene Ontology annotation, cellular component: secretory granule; plasma membrane. The transcript has 10 exons. Gene Ontology annotation, molecular function: syntaxin binding. NCBI's taxonomy places the organism in Eukaryota, Metazoa, Arthropoda, Insecta, Diptera, Tephritidae. Gene Ontology annotation, biological process: vesicle-mediated transport; neurotransmitter secretion; intracellular protein transport. The record is from RefSeq and is a predicted model, not a curated record.